GAUAUGAACGAACUUAAUAUUCUCAUAGUUUGACAUAUACGGAUAUGAAGAAACAAAAUUUUGUUCUGCCACUACUUUUUAUUGUAUGCUUGCUUACAACCACCAUACCUUCUGUUUUGUCUUCCUCGACUGCAAACCGCUAUCACUUUAAUGUAAUUCCCUCUCUGUCCCUUCCUUACUCAGUCGAAUGGAAGAACAUAACCCGCUUAUGCAGUACUAAAGCCAUAUUAACAGUGAAUGGGAAAUAUCCAGGACCCACGAUAGCUGUAAACGAAGGAGAGAGCGUGGAGAUUAAGGUAACCAAUGGGGUUUCUUUAAACACAACCAUCCAUUGGCAUGGAGUCAAACAACUGAGAACUGGAUGGGCCGAUGGACCAGCAUAUGUUACCCAGUGUCCCAUAAGACCCGGUGAGUCUUAUACAUACAAGUUCAUGGUCACUGGCCAACGGGGUACCCUGUGGUGGCAUGCUCAUAUUGCUUGGCAGCGUGCAACGGUUUAUGGUGCCAUCAUCAUAUACCCACGUAUGCCUUAUCCAUUCUCUAAGCCGAUUGAAGCUGAAAUCCCAAUUAUAUUUGGAGAAUGGUGGAACUUACCUGUUGAAGGAAUAGAAGUUGAGAUGAACAAGUAUGGCAGUGGUCCGAACUCAUCGGAUGCUUAUACUAUUAAUGGCUUGCCUGGUUCACUCUACCCGUGCUCAGAAAAUGAUACAUUUAUCCAAACCGUUGAGCAAGGAAAAACCUACAUGCUUAGGAUCAUAAACGCAGCCCUUAACGAUGAGCUUUUCUUCACCAUUGCUAAUCAUAUACUUAAAGUUGUUGAGAUCGAUGCUUCAUACACAAAACCCUUCGAUACCAAAGCCAUUAUGAUUACUCCAGGACAAACAACCACUGUCCUCUUUACAGCAAAUCAGCAUAACCAAGACUCAGACGGCUUAUUUGUCAUGGCAGCCAGACCUUACCUCACCACUGUAUUCCCAUUUGACAACUCUACCACAGUUGGUUUCUUAAAAUACAAAGGAACAAAGGCCGACAAAAUGACUCUUCCAAAACCAUCAAAUCUCGUUUUGCCUCACACUCUCCCUUGUAUGGAAGAUCAUAAAUAUGCCACAAAAUUUGUAGCUCGGCUUAGGAGCCUUGCAACUUCUCAAUACCCUUGUAAAGUGCCAAAAAAGAUUGACAAGCGUGUCGUUAUCACCAUAAGUCUUAAUCUUCAAGAUUGUCCGGCUAAUCAAACGUGUAAAGGGUAUAAAGGGAGACGAUUUGCAGCUUCUAUGAACAACCAAUCAUUCAUUCGUCCGUUGACAUCUAUACUUGAAUGGCAUUACAAAAACUAUUCAUCUUUGCAUUACUCAUAUGACUUCCCACUGAAGCCACCACAAGUGUUUGAUUAUACAGGAGUUGAUCCAUUAACACAUAACAUAAAUCCAAGUUUUGGGACAAAGCUUUUUGCGGUAGAGUAUGGGACUAAGUUAGAAAUUGUGCUUCAGGAUACCGGUUUUCUUAACUUGGAGAAUCACCCUAUUCACAUUCAUGGUCAUAACUUUUUCGUUGUGGGUAGCGGAUUUGGGAAUUACGAUGAAGAGAAAGAUACUGCGAAAUAUAACCUGGUCGACCCUCCUGAAAGGAACACGGUGGGUGUACCAAUGGGGGGAUGGGCGGCGGUUCGUAUAAAUGCAAAUAAUCCAGGGGUAUGGUUUAUGCAUUGCCAUCUUGAAAUGCAUACUUCUUGGGGUCUUGCUUCAGGUUUCAUCGUUAAGAGUGGUCCAAAGCCAUCUCAAAGACUACGUCCCCCGCCAAAUGAUCUUCCACAAUGUUGAAAUCUAUCUUGCUAAACGUAUGCCCGGGAUUUGGUUAAGAUGCUCCAAAUGAGGUUUACUUAUUGUGUUAUAAGUAUGAUAUAUUAUGUAUAAACAUUAGAGAAAUAGAAUCCAAUGUAUUAGAUAGCUAGCUAGCUAGAUAUAUCGAUGCAUCUUUUUUCUGUAC
Messenger RNA from Erigeron canadensis, 1983 nucleotides. Its product is annotated as laccase-1. Gene Ontology annotation, biological process: lignin catabolic process. The record is from RefSeq and is a predicted model, not a curated record. The coding region runs from base 45 to 1817 and encodes 590 amino acids. Gene Ontology annotation, molecular function: hydroquinone:oxygen oxidoreductase activity; copper ion binding. Gene Ontology annotation, cellular component: apoplast. Lineage: Eukaryota; Viridiplantae; Streptophyta; Magnoliopsida; Asterales; Asteraceae. The transcript is spliced from 5 exons.